Molecule: messenger RNA, 3231 nt
Organism: Cyprinodon tularosa
Lineage: Eukaryota; Metazoa; Chordata; Actinopteri; Cyprinodontiformes; Cyprinodontidae
Product: small conductance calcium-activated potassium channel protein 1-like
Exons: 10
Coding region: 716-2785 (689 amino acids)
Biological process (GO): potassium ion transmembrane transport
Cellular component (GO): neuronal cell body; plasma membrane; neuron projection
Molecular function (GO): calmodulin binding; small conductance calcium-activated potassium channel activity
Source: RefSeq, a predicted model, not a curated record
ACUUAGUCUUUGCUGUCAUUAAGCUCCCUCUGAGCUUUAAGGAGGAUGCCCUGAUGGCGGACAAUCAUAAAGCAGCUGAAUAAAUGUCUAUAGAUACGAUGGAUAUCAAUAGCUCCAACUCUCUGCCUUCAGGGGAAGUUCCUGAGCAACAUCUACAUCUAUUGGAGGAUCUCUCUGAUACUGCAUGCUGGAAAGCUUAAACAUGAAAGGUGCAAACAUUUGGAUUCACAUUUGGCUGUGAAUGGAACCAGGUUUAUUGGUGCUGAAUCUUUGUUUAAUGGUUUUCGGAUCAAAAUGAUCCCGCUGGGUCCUUUUAAGGAGUUUACAUGAAGAUCUUUUUGAUUCAGGCUGAUGUGACCUCCAGGACUGAGCAAGCAGACAAAGCUGCUUUUUAAUCCUUGCUGUGAAUUACUUUCAGACCUGAGCCUGGACAGUAAGGUAGGAACAAAAAAAUAGAAGAAAAAAAUAUUUUCCCUUUUAGAUUUAGAGCUAUGCAGAAGUGAUACGGGCAUUGCAUUGAAGACUUGUAAAAGGUGAGCAUAUAUGAAUCUGACAGAUAAGGAAAAUGAGGGAAAUCUCUUCUUACUAAGCUUCAGAUCCAAGUUCCAUCAAACUGCUGCCACCAUCUGUUCAAACAGUUUUAACCCUUUCUCUUGUUUUGUAUAAUAAAAUCAUUCAUCUACAGCUUAAAACUCCUUAAAAGAUUCCCUUCACCAUGGAGCACUCCCCGUCAAUGAACUCAACAGUGGUGGAUGGAGACGAGCCGGAGGACCACCGACCCCUCCUUCCACCACGGAUGGUCCCACCUCAGGCCUACUCGCCCCAGUGUGGACCACACCACACGGUCCAGACGUCCAUUGAUCACACAGUGUGGUUGGACAGAACCCAGGCAAUGGCUACAACACCUCUAUACAACGGCCACCUCUAUGUGACGGCAACACCUCGAUCCAGCAGGAGGAGAGAGAAAACUAAGGGCAAGGAGAAAAAAUAUGAGAAAAGGCCACAAAAUCCAGGAACAAAGGAGCGCAACCAACAAAGCAAAGCUAAAUAUCUUGGCUCAAAUAGACUCCAGGAGACAGUCACGUCCUUCACUGAUGUACCAAUCUCCCCUUGUGGAUCCCCGUUUAAGGGCCACAGCAGGUCCAACCUGGAUAUCAGGGAUGUUGAAGGUCGAGGGUGCCGCAAGUCGGGCAAUGUUUCUCUGGAAAUGCAUGAUCGCAAGAGUCUCCCAGAGAUCAUCAUCACCAGUAAGGAUGACAACGUUCAACAGCAACCGCAUAAGACGCCACAAUUUCACCAGCGCCCAGGAGAAACCAGGGGUCCACUGCCAGGGGCCAAGCUCUUCCGCAGGAGCCCCAGCCCCAGUCCUCAGCACAGCCCCAGACGCAAAGAGGACGCCAAGAAGGACUCAUAUUGGAGGACACACAACAUCGGCUGGCGGUUGGUCCGCAGGAGGGCCCUGUUUUUGAGGAGGCAGCGGCUGAACGACUGCGCCCUGGCCGUGGGCUUGUUUGGAGUGUUCAUGAUGGUGAUGGAGACGGAGCUGUCCUGGAGCAUCUACAGCAAGAGCUCCAUCUACUCCCUUUCUUUCAAGUCUGUCAUCAGUUUGUCAACGCUCAUCCUACUGGGCCUCAUUGUUGCCUAUCACUGCUGUGAGGUGCAGCUUUACGUUCAUGAUAUUGGUGCAGAGGACUGGAGGAUAGCCAUGACCACGGACCGAUUUGCUCUGAUUGUCUUGGAGCUGGUAAUAGUGGCCAUCCAUCCCUAUCCGGUGGGGCUGUUGGCAUACUUCCAGAAGACCCAGGUCCGUACCACGCUCUCAGAGACGGAGCUGGAGAUCAUGCUGGCUUUGCCCAUGUUUCUCAGGCUGUACCUGCUGGGUCGAGCAAUGAUGCUGCACAGCCGCCUCUUCACAGACACGGCCUCCCGGAGCAUCGGAGCACUAAACAAGGUGGGCCGAGAGGUCUGUAGAAGUGUGACGCUUGAGAUCCACUUCAACACCAGGUUUGUUGGGAAAACGCUAAUGACUACCUACCCUGGCACCGUCCUGAUGAUUUUCAGUGUUUCUCUGUGGAUUGUGGCAGCAUGGGGCCUACAUGUGUGUGAAAGGCACCACAAUUACAGAGACCUUAGCAGCAACUACAUGGAGGCCCUGUGGAUGGUCUCUGUCACCUUCCUGUCCAUCGGUUAUGGAGACGUGGUCCCUCACACUUACUGCGGCCGCAGCAUCUGCCUGCUCACUGGGAUCAUGGGAGCCGGCUGUACGGUCCUGGUGGUGGCAGUGGUGGCCAGGAAGCUGGAGCUAACCCGAGCCGAGAAACACGUCCACAACUUCAUGAUGGACUCCCACAUCUCCAAAAGGAUAAAAAUUGCUGCUGCAAAUGUGCUGAGAGAGACUUGGCUUAUCUACAAGCACACUAAGCUGUCAAGAGAGCGAGACCACACCAGAGUCCGCAUGCACCAGAGGAAGCUGCUGCUGGCCAUCCACCAGCUACGGAGAGUGAAGAUGGAAAAGAGGAUUCUUGCAGAUCAGGGAAACUCACUGGUUGACCUCUGCAAGAUGCAAAGUCUGAUGUACGACGUUCUGGCAGAGGUGCAGGGCUGCAGGGGGGAGCUGGACUCGCACAUCAACAGCCUGGUUAAGAACGUAGAGGAGCUGAGGGAGGGCUUCAGGAGCCUGAUGCCGCUCCUAUCCAGCACCCUGUCCACACAGAACUCCUCCAUCCGCCACCUGCUGAGGGAGAGGGAGGAGAAGAGCGAGUGUGCCAGCGGGGCAGAGGGGUGAGGAGCAGAGGGCUGUCUCCAGUGCUUUUUUUUUUUUUCCUGAGCUAUGGUGACCAUUCUUGGACAGUUUUCCUGGCUCAGGUGGGAUCAGUUCCGUGAUUAUGAAGUGAACUUUGUGCUGAUGUUCAUAAAACUAUAUUUAAAAAGAAAAACAUGUAGCAGAAACACAAUCAUGAGUAGAAAUUUGUCCUAAAUGGCUUUUUUUCAAGACCUUUCUCCUGGAUUAACAAAGAAAAUCAAACCUUAAUCAGAAUAUUUAAGUCUUACGGAUCCUACUUUAGUCAAAUUUUACAGUUGACCUGGUAAGAAAUUACUGUCACCCUUUGGAUGGUUUCUCCAGUUUUAAUGUAAUUUUAAUGUUUUAAAGCAACCUGCUUGUUUUAUAGAACUGUUCUUCCUCGUCUUUAAGGAGCUUCAUCUGUAAACACAUUUUUCUGUCACUGCGCA